AUGAGUGAGGAGGAUGUGAGCAUUCCCCAAGUGGAGGACGCGAACAUUUCUCAGUCAACAUCCAACGCAAGAAGCAAGGAGGAGGAGAAAGACAGCCGAUCUAAUGUGAAUUUGAAGGAAAAUACGAAACAGUCUGGGAGCCCAACAUCUUCAACGUCUAGUUUGGAAGGCAUCGACAUGAGCCCACAAGAUUCAUUUUUCGAGGUGCUGUACAUUGGCCGGAUCAAGGUAUCACACCGUAAAGGCCCUCCAUCCUUUGUGGAUGAUGCUCUAGAAGAACUUCAAAAGCAUGAGUUAGAGAAGCUUCAUAAGAAUGAGAUGCUUCAGGAGAAAGCAAAGACACCCGAGAUGAUCAUAGAACAGCGAGGAAAGUCUCAGUCAGUCCUCAGUCAGCAAAUGAAGCAGUCAAGUGAAAGCUGCAGUCCCAAAUCCAUUUCAAGUCUCACUUGCAUUGAUGGCACAAAAGAGCAUGAGAAGAGUCCAUCGAGUCCAGUCAAUGGGAAAGUGGACAAUCUCCCUCAUUCCAUCCUGCGUGUUAGGUCUGCAAGUGGUGACUCCUCACCCAACAGGGGGAGCAGCCCUGUGAAACAUGAAUCUUCCCCUCCCUUCAUAAAUGGCAGUGGAGAAGGUCGGAAUGGACUGCAGAAGAUUGGAAACAUUCAGUCAAGGGGACAGUCCUCCCCAAAUAAGACCAUGCUCUUGUGCAUUGGGGUGUCUGAUGUCCGCCUUGUCAGUCCAGAUCGCAAGUCAAGCCUUCUCCAGAAGCACAUUCGGGAAAUCUCACAUUGCUCUCAAGGCAUAAAAAAUGAUGAUCAUUUUGGCUUCAUUUGCCGUGAAAUGCAUGUCAAUUCAUAUGUAGGAUACAUCUUUCGUUGCAAGUCUUCAGCAACUGUGGAGCAUAUCAUAAGGACUUUGAGAGGUUCCUUCAAUAAGUUAGUGGAAGUUCAGCAUCAGGAGAUCUUGGCUCGAGGCUUGUGCUCUCAUUGCCCUCUGGCUUGGUAUGAACGCCUCUGUGCCAGCAUUGAUGGAAUGUCACUGAAGGAAUCCUAUGGAGUUCUGAUGUCACGUGUGAGCAUGCUUCCUGAAGUGGACAGAUCUAUGCUUAUGGCCAAGCUGGCAGGUGGUGAGCCUUUUCGCUCGCUUCAGGAGAAGAAUACAUUGCUUAUGAUGCUUUUACGUGCCCAUUGUGAAGCCAAACAGGCAGAGCACAGUCAUGUUUUCUACAAGGAGGAGUUGAUGGAAAAGAGCACUUCUUUCCCAUUGUUUCUUGAUCGAGCCAAGCGUACUUUCCUUACAUCACUUGAUACAUUCAAGAGGAACCAUGAAGUCCCAAAACCAAUAGAAAAUCAGUCCCAGAAGAUAGUCAUGCCAUCACCAAACACUCCUUCAAGUCAGGACUUUGAGUGCCGUUCACACAACACAUCAGUCUCCUGCAUUUCAUCCACACCAGGGCCAGGGGUGUUGGCAUCACAUUCUACUUCCUCCACAACUCAGUCAUCAAUGCACCAGCCCCUUCCAGUCAAACGUGUCCCAUCUGUGGAUCGAGAGGAUCGGAGCCUUUCUCCUAUUCCUCAAAUAUCUCGGCCUCGAUCCUCUACACUCAGCUCAGCUGAAGGAAAUCAUAUUAAGAAGGAACUUCGGCAAAUAUCCCAUUCUUAUGAGCAGCCUUGGGUAGAUAAAGCUCCAGAAUUGAAUGAGGCUCAGAAUAAAGGGCAUCCUGUCAAAGUGGCAGAUUCUGGUUCUAUGAAGCAAUUGGGUCGUAAGAUCUCAUGGCGCCAAACCAUCUUCAAGCAUGUCAUUGCUCCGAGUGCACCAAAGGCCAUCAAUUUUUCAUCACCUCCUCGUACUAAGAAAGAAUUGAUGAUCUUAUGGAAACGGAAGGUCUUUCAGCAAAUUCUCAUUAUCCGCUUUGAACGGCUUAAAGAGCAUCUCAAGGAGAAGCAAAUGGACACAAAAACAGAAUUGCUGCGAAGGUCCUAUGAUGAUGUGGGUCAUAGCAUUGAGGCUGAGGAAGCUUGGGCCCUUCUCUUGAGUCACUCCUCAUUUGACACCUUCGAAACAAAACUCCUUACAGAUGCUGUUAAAGAAGGCAUUCCCAGUGAACUGAGAAGGCAGGCUUGGAUUCUCUUGGCACAGCAGUUUCAAUCCUCUACUCCUCUUCCCGAUGAUGUUGACAUUGAUACCCCCUAUACAUCUUUAUUGGGACAGCUGACAUCACAGCAACAUCAGAUACUCAUGGAUUUGGGAAGGACAUUCCCAACCCACCCAUACUUCAGCCAACCCUUAGGACCAGGACAGUUGGAAAUGUUCAACAUCCUCAAAGCAUAUUCCUUGUUAGAUAAGCAAGUGGAAUAUUGUCAGGGACUCAGCUUCAUAGCUGGGCUUCUCCUCAUGCAUAUGGGGGAAGAGGAUGCCUGGGAAAUGCUCCUUCACCUUUUGAUCAAGUUGGGAUUGAGAAAUUAUUUUGCUGAGGACAUGGGUGGCCUGCAUCUUGCCCUGUAUCAAUUGGCAAGACUUCUCUGUGAUAGACUCGAUCGCCUUCACAAGCACCUGGAGAGCCUUCAGGCUUCCCCAGGCCUCUUUGCUCCCCAAUGGAUUCUCACUAUCUUCUCUGCCAUUUUUCCCAUUGGAUUUGCCAUUCGAGUCUUAGAUUUAUUGUUCCUGCAAGGCAAAGAUGCCCUGUUGAAAGUGGCCAUUGUGAUCAUGGAUUUGUACAAGGAGGAUCUCCUUUCCAAGACAACAUGUGAAGAGAUCAUGACAUGCCUCAAGUCAGACAUUCCUAUUCAAUCCAUGAAGGAUGCUAACCUCAUCAUUAGACAGGCUGCUGAUCUUGACAUUGACAAGGAGCUCAAGACUUACCACAUCGAGUAUGAAAUCUUGAGUGAACAAGAGUCUCAUUUCCAUGAGCAAGAGAAGCAGAUGUCUUCAGUGAAGCGCCUUCAAGCCCAUAAUCGUAACCUCCUAGAGCAGCUGUGGAAGGCAUCCAAUACAAUUCAGCGACUUGAGGGUGUCUUGGCUCAGCACCAGGUCAUGGAAAACAAGUUGCAGUCAAAGCUAAAGUUGGCACAUGCCAAAAUCAGUCAGAUGAAGCAGCAAUCAAAGGCAUCAGAACCUUCAACUCCCAGCCCCACUCCAGAAUCCCAGCAGAGUACUCCAGUAAAGUCAGCUCGGAUGUCAGUGAUGAGCAUUCCACAGAACAAGCUUGUGCGAGAAACAGAUAUGAUCCUGUCCAAGGAAGCCCUGGAAGAAGCUAAAGCGUCCAUGGAGCGAAGUGAUGUGCCGAUGCAACCUGAGGACCCUGACAUUGAUAUGACCCCUAUACCAUUGAUCAGUAUCAAGCCACAGGAUUAUAUUCUUAAUGUAGCUGGAGGAAGCAGUUUAUAUAUGAAGCCUAACAAAGGUGUCACCCCUCCAAGCAUCAUCCCUCAUCUCAUUGAUGUACCAGUUGAGAAAUCGGAAGCUCUGAGUUCGACUCCUGUUGCUGAUGUGUCUCCUUUGAAGCUUAGUAGUUAUGAGCGAACCAAGUCACUAUCAGAGCCCUCUAACAGAUCUUUUGAUGAGUCAAUUCGUUUGACCCUGUUUGAGUCUGAGGUUGACUUAGAGGAUUCUCCUGAGCACAUCUGUCAUCAGCAACUUGCAUUGGUUUUUGCAAACUUGACUCAGGAGAUAUCGAGUCUUGGGAGGUGGAGGAAGGACCUCCAUGAAGCAGAGACGGGGUUACUGACUGAACGAAGUGAUCUGUUUUCCUUUGAAGCCAUCUCUCACCUGGCUGAUGCCAAGGCAAAACUCCAGUCCUGUGAGCUCCAGCUAAAGACUGUGUGUUUUUCCCUCAAGGCAGCCAUGUCUCAAAUCCUCCCUUCAUCUUUAUCCGACUGAGAUUCCAAAACCAAAAAGCUUGCUUCCAUCUCUAGGCUUCAUUCAUACCUCAGGAAUCCUAUGGUUUGAUCAUCUCUAGGUCACUGAACCUUUUGGUUCUCAUCUUGGUGUCCUGAUGACAGAAAUAUGCAAGUGCACAAUGCAGCACAAUUGAGUGGUCAUGCUGUCAUUCCCAAUUGGAAUGCAGUGGUUUUCUUACCAAAUGCUGGCAUUAAAUCCUCUUUCCCCAUUCAGCAUCUGAUUAGUGGUAUUUGAUUACUCAUUUGUGGAAGUGUUUUGUCUUGAUUGAUGGAAGGUGCUUGUCUUAUGAUCUCUCAGAGUGGAGGCUGAGUUAUUUUAUUUGAGCAAUAUUUCUUCUAUCCUGUGUUGUCAGAUAUAGUGUUUAGCAAAAUCUUCCUAGCUAUUUAUUUCCUUUUAUGCAGAAAAGUGAUUUCAUGUUCAUGUCCUCUUUCUCUUCCUUUUGAUAGAAAAUCUAAAAAUUCAAAAGGCAAUGCCAUAAGUUGUAUGAUAGUGGGAUUUAAUUAGCUUAUGGCAUCAAUUAAUUCAGGGUAUCACAAUGGAACUAAAAAUGAAUGUUGAAUAUUGUUAAAGAUAUGUUGCACAGUGUCUGUGUCAUUAUAAAUUAUGUGAUCUAUUAUUGUGAGAAUCCUGGAAGUAUCCUUGGCUUAGCAGCUUUCCUCUUCUGUUCUGAUGGAACUUUGACAAAAAUAUUUUUAUCCAACACAUUCCUAGCCUCUACAAACCAGUGACUACAAAACUCUAAUAGCGACGGGAAAUGUAGUAAUGCCAGUGAUAACUGAUAACCCAGAAAAUAAAUUUAUUUUUCUCAUGACCUAGUCAAAGUUCACUGUCUAGUCCUCAAAAUGUCCAUGAAACCAUGUCAUACAUUAUAUGCUGCAAUCUUUUCAUGAAUUUUGAAUCUCUUAAUUAUUGUCCUCCGUUCUCAAAUUACAUUUCCUCCACUUGAUAUUGUCUGAUUGGAAUCUCCCUUGUUGAGUGUGCCUUCUGUUUCUUUGAUCAGGGAUUAGUACUGUGCUUUAUACUAUUUCUUUAUUGUGCCUUUAAAAUGAACGUUGUGAUUAUGGAAAAUGAAGGUGACUUACAGCACUUGG
Messenger RNA from Darwinula stevensoni, 4988 nucleotides. Lineage: Eukaryota; Metazoa; Arthropoda; Ostracoda; Podocopida; Darwinulidae. The record is from the annotation of a GenBank genome assembly.